Saccostrea echinata is the source of this 1819-nucleotide messenger RNA. RefSeq lists its product as uncharacterized. The transcript has 14 exons. Gene Ontology annotation, molecular function: metal ion binding; ubiquitin-protein transferase activity. The record is from RefSeq and is a predicted model, not a curated record. Gene Ontology annotation, biological process: protein ubiquitination. Gene Ontology annotation, cellular component: cytoplasm. NCBI's taxonomy places the organism in Eukaryota, Metazoa, Mollusca, Bivalvia, Ostreida, Ostreidae. Bases 1 to 1722 code for a protein of 573 amino acids.
AUGGACUUGGGUUUCGAGAAUGGACAAAGAUAUUGGAGAGAACAAGCCUUCCUCGACGCUAAAAGGAAUCGUGAACUGAGACACCAACACGGUAAUGGACCAUGUAAUAUCUUCAUACUCGACACGUCAUCAAGCCUCGGAGAGGAGGGCUUCAAUCAAAUGAAGGAUAUAUUUUGUACCAUAAUCAACGAAUAUGCCAAUCAUCCAGAAGAAGAUGAAAAUGUGGCUGUCAUCGUCUGUGGUAAAAAUACCAGAUUCCAGCACUACUUCUCAAAUCAGUACCUCGAUAUAGCACAGAGUUUAGACGGUAUAGAAUAUGGAGGUCUCUCGCCGCUCACAGCAGCAUUUCUACUUUGUAUCGAGUCAACUCGUAAUGGAGCAAGCCAUACUCUAAAGAUAUGCGACUUCGUAAUACGUCCACGAAUUAUUCUCAUUUCUGAUGGGCGACCGACAAAUUUCCAUUUCAUCAGUGAUACAUCUGACUCCAUCCAGUAUGAAACUGAAGAGGUAUUUGCUAAAAAUCAACUGCAGCAAAUAACUAGACUAAUUGGGAGACGAAAUCCAAUCUUCUGCAUUCCUGUGGGGGAAAAUCCUGAUCUGAUUUUUUUUAAUACUUUUAAGCCCUUAUUGGAGUUUAUAUGUGCUCUGUCGAGAGGGGGGAAACUUGUGUACCCUUUUGAGGCCAGGCAGUUUGCAAGAUAUUCUCAAAAUAUGGAAGAUAUACUUGAACUAAGUAGGAAAAAAUCAUUAUUUACGUCAGCGUCAGAACAUUCUGACUCCGACGAGGAUGUAAUAGAUAUUGUCCUUGAAAAGAAAGAUCCCUGCAUGCCAGAUCUUGGUAGCAGAGUAAAACGAGGACCAGACUGGAUGUGGGAAAAUCAAGAUGGCUAUGGCCCUGGCACAGUCAUAGGAUUUGGAAAGAAAGUUGGAUGGUUGUGGAUAGAAUGGGACAACGGUGACAAAAACAAGUACAGGUAUGGAAACAUUCAUUUCGUGUCGGGUGUACAUGACGUCGUAGUAUGUGAUCUACCACGAGUUCUAGAAGACGAGUUGAUUGCCGUGGGUUGUUUGGUUGUGAGAGGUCCAGACUGGAAAUGGGGGGAUCAAGAUGGAGGAGAAGGAAACAUAGGAUCAGUUUUUCGAGUCAGAAACAACGGGAGCGUCAACGUUAGAUGGCGGAAUGGCAAUGUGAGAGAUUACAGAUUUGGUUAUAAAGGGACGUUUGAUCUACUGAUAUGUGAUCCGUUUUCCAGGAAGGUGAGGGAAUAUUUACAGGAAAAUGUCAAAGAAGCUUCUACAACUGAAUCCUCUAACAGAGAACAUACUUUUCUUAAAAGGGAUUUUCAUCCAGAUAUCGACUCAAAAUCAAAAUCACUCGGUCUUGAGCAAUCGGUACACGAUUUUUCUAGAAAUUGUACACAUUUGCUAAAAGUACCCAAAGGUAAAUACUUUAGAAAUGACAAACUGGAGGAUGAGUCUUCGUCAGAUUUAGAGGUGGAUGGACAAAAAGCAAUUAAUCAGUGGAUGUGGAAAGAUAACAGUGGAAAAUGGAAUAAUUAUCCUAGAAAAAUGAAUGACAAAAUAUAUAAAUCAUGGAAGAGAAACCCAAAUUCUACCGUAGUAGUGGAAAUAAAUGAAUGUGUAUACAGAGUUGUAUUGGAGAGGAAUAUACAGAUAAAUCUAGAGACUAAAGAAAGGAUGGAAAUAGAAUUGAUUGAAUGAUUGAAACUGUAUAAGGAUUCCAUUUAACAGUCGACUUUGUCACACAAAAUAUCAUCAACAUGCCCCCCGUCGUAUGUGUAUAUCCAGGAACUCUCAA